Cajanus cajan (pigeon pea) is the source of this 354-nucleotide messenger RNA. Lineage: Eukaryota; Viridiplantae; Streptophyta; Magnoliopsida; Fabales; Fabaceae. The record is from RefSeq and is a predicted model, not a curated record.
AUGGGGGACGCCAGGAGACCCUCACCAGUCCCCAUCUCCACCUUGGACAAAGCCCAACGCUCUGACCCCAGGCCCCUCAUCUUCGUCUUUAAGGACGACUUCCUCGCCAUGGUCCACCGCGACGAGCUCCUCCAGUACGCGCUCGUCUACGGCAACUACAAGGGCGUCCCCAAGCUGCAGAUUCGCGAGGCGCUCGCCAAGGGCUGCGACACCGUGCUCCGGGUCGACAUCCAAGGCGCCGCCACGCUCCGCAAGGCCCUCGGCAAGUCCGCCGUGUUUGUCUUCGUGGCAGCCGAGAGCAAGAUGGCCUUGGUGGAGAGGAGAGAUCCUAGAGGGAGGAGGUUGACGUUGUGA